CGUUGUGAUUGGUUGUUUUACAAGUCGGAUGAUUAUUGUCAUUUUUUCAGUUUAUUGCGCUUGACGUACUUCUGAUUCUAAUAUUAUAGAUUGUUUUAAUUGAGCAACUAAUAAUUAAAAUAGUAUUUAAUAAAAUGGCUGAUCCAGGGGGAUGGCCAGCUACGCAAGAAACGGAUUUUUCAUUUCAAGAAAACGAAAACUUUAAUUUCAAUGAAAAUCUUGAGAUAGACGAUUUGCUUACAAAUUGUGAUUUUUUAAAAAGUGAAAUCCCCUAUAGUGAUGGAACAAUUUCUCCUUCAUUAAAUGAACAUAUGCCUAUAGGUGAAAAUAUAUUUGAAAUUUUUAAACAGGAUAUUAGUGAUGACUGUGAGGAUUUCAAAGAUUUAGAUAUAUUGGAACAAACACCAAAUACUAAAAAUAUUUUAACACCACCAGAAACGAUACUUAACGAGCAACAAAUUCUGUCUGUUCAACAAGAUGUAUCAUCUGUACAAACUAAAGCACAUAAAAUACCUGUAGUACCACCAGUAUUUAGUUCACAAUACACUAUACCACAGAAUAUGAACAUUAAUGCUCAGUCUCCAGUAGUUACUUUCACACCAGUUACACAACAAAGACAAUUAUUUUUACCUGCUAAAAUAUUAAAGUCAGACAAAGUCGUUUAUUCCAAUAGAGCGCAAACUAUCACAUCUAAUUCUGUACCGCAUCAAAUACAUACCAUAGUAAAAACUCCAAAUGGAACAGUAUUAACUACUGGUAUUCCUGUAGUCUUAGAUGGUGAUAAAGUUCCGAUAAAUCGUUUAAAUUCUAACACUCAAAUUGGCGUACCAAGGGUUAGAGAAGUUAAGCGUAGUGCUCAUAAUGCCAUUGAGCGACGUUAUAGAACAUCUAUUAAUGAUAAAAUUACUGAAUUGAAAAAUAUUGUUGUUGGCUGUGAUGCCAAGUUGAACAAGUCAGCUAUACUGCAGAAAACAAUUGAUUACAUAAAAUUUCUUAAGAAUUCUAAUGCCAAAUUGAAAGCGGAAAACAUGUCACUUACGUUUGCAAACCAAAGACAAAAUUUACGCGAUUUAUUGGCAAUUGGUGAAUUAACGCCACCACGUUCAGAUUCUAGCGAACCAUCACUAUCUCCAGCUUCGGCACAGUUAUCUCCAGCUUCACCUUCAUCUAUAAUGGAAGAACCAGAUGCAUUACAAAAUAUUCAUACAGUAAAUAAACAAGAAGUAGGAAUGAGAGAUCACACCAGGUUAACAUUAUGCGGUAUCAUGUUCAUGUUUUUGAUAUUUAAUCCUUUAGGCACUAUUUUGAAUAGUGUAGAAAAGUUUAAUUACAAGUAUUUAAGUACAAAGGUGGAUGGACGAACUAUUCUUGAUUUUCAAGAAUCUACCGAAACAGAUAACAGAUUAUGGAAUAAUAUAUUUCUAUGGUUUACAAAUAUAAUCCUCUUAAUUGGUGGCUUAUGUAGAUUAUUUUUAUACGAUGAUCCAAUUCUCCCAGCAGAUAGUAAAAUACUUUUGGAACUUCGUCGCUGGAGACGUCAAGCAGAAUUUAAUAUAUCAAAGCAAGAAUAUAGCCAAGCUUACAGGGAUUUACAUAAAUGUUUAAAAUAUUUUAAUCGUUCGUUUCCAUUAUCUCGUACUGAAAUUGUUCUCGUGACUACUUGGCAAGCGAUACGACAAAUACUUCAUAAACUGUGGCUUGGAAAAUGGGUUCUUAAUUUAAGUAAAUACUUUAUUGGAAAAUCAGAAAGGCAACAAGCUAAAUUGUCAGCUAUGGAGUUAGCUAUUGUUUAUCAGCACAUGUUGUGUUUACAUUUAUCUGAAGGACCCAAAAAUGGUACACUUUAUCUUGCUUUUUCUGCUAUGAAUUAUGCUGAAAUUGCGGAUGAAAAUAUGCCAAAAGCACUGUUGGCAGAAAUCUAUAUUAAUGCGGCAUUAUGUUUUAAAAAGUAUCUUUUCCCAUUUAUUCAUAAAUAUUAUUUGGGUAAGGCACGAAUGUUAUUAUUUUCGUGCACUGUACCAUCUAAAUUAAAAUGGAUCAUGAACGAUGAAGGUGCAAGAUUUGUAGCCACACAAAAAUGGCAAUAUGGUGUACAAUCAGAUAGCGAGUUUACCUCUCAAAAUAAUAAAGCAGAUCCUUUAUCAUUCGCAGCACGUGCUUAUAGAGAACAUUUGAUUACACAAUGUUUAAAAUUAUUAACUGGCACUGCUGGAGAUUCACAUGCAUCUACCGUAUUGGAAUUGGCACGAAAUAUAAUAGCUUCUACAGAAGUAGAUAUUUGUUUUCCAAGUACGGAUAAAAUCAGUGUAGCAGAUGAAAUUGGUCUUUGGUGGGGAGCAGUUAUUUGUGCUGCAGCAGCAUGGAGAUUAGGAGACGAAGAUGAAACUGUUUGGAAUAUUAUAAAAAAUAAAUUUCCUUAUGAAAAAAAUUUUCAACCGUGUAAUAACAGUAAUCGUAGUCCAUUGCCAUACGCCGUCUUUAACGUUUUGCAAGCAGCUAAACAUUCUUCUAAAAUAGUUUCAAUGCGUUUAAUGGAUCAGGCAGGAAUAUUGUUAGAAAAAUCCAUAUGCUAUUAUCAUUGUAAACAACAGUUGUCUCCAAAUGUUAUGCUUACACAAUUAUGGCUUUGCGAUUGGUUAUUAGAGAUGCGUACUAUUUUAUGGCAAGAAUUUGAUGGAGGAUUAGAAAAACCAAUUAGUAAUGCAUUUCUUACUAAUUUUCAAAGAGAUUUAGCAUGCUUAAGGCAAUUAUGUCAACAUAUGUCAUGUAUACUACCAAGAGUAUUCUUAUACGAAGCUACAGUACGUAUUAUGGCAGGAGCGGCACCAGUAAAAACUCAGACUUUAUUGGACCGUAGUUUACAUCAUAGAAAUUCACGUUCAUCUAUUAUUUGUGGAAAAGAUAGAUCCCAAGAACAAAACAACGGCGAAAGAGAACAUGCAUUCGCAUUGUGCUUAGCAUGUAAACAUUUACCAACCUUAUUAUUGUCUUCACCGGGUGAACGUGCCGGUAUGCUUGCAGAAGCUGCUAAAACUUUUGAAAGAAUUGGUGAUAGGAAAAGACUUCAAGAAUGUUACAAAUUAAUGCAUCAACUUGGUCCAGCUAUUUCUGUUAAUUAAUUUUACUACUUAUUAUAUUAUAUUAUAUUUAUACAACAUUAUAUUCAUAUUAAAUUAUUAUAUUUAUAAUAUAUGAAUAUGUACAUCGAAUGUAAUUGACGUCAUUUUAUAAUCAUAAAUGUAUAAAUUGUACAAUUAGGUUUAAAA
Molecule: messenger RNA, 3266 nt
Organism: Polistes canadensis
Lineage: Eukaryota; Metazoa; Arthropoda; Insecta; Hymenoptera; Vespidae
Gene: SREBP
Product: sterol regulatory element-binding protein 1
Exons: 7
Coding region: 135-3119 (994 amino acids)
Biological process (GO): regulation of transcription by RNA polymerase II
Cellular component (GO): nucleus
Molecular function (GO): RNA polymerase II cis-regulatory region sequence-specific DNA binding; DNA-binding transcription factor activity, RNA polymerase II-specific; protein dimerization activity
Source: RefSeq, a predicted model, not a curated record